Messenger RNA from Eruca vesicaria subsp. sativa (arugula), 495 nucleotides. Lineage: Eukaryota; Viridiplantae; Streptophyta; Magnoliopsida; Brassicales; Brassicaceae. The record is from the annotation of a GenBank genome assembly.
CCCAAAGUGAGACACAUAGCACUAAGUGGCAAAUAUGGCGAUUAAACCUCUUUCAAUCUUCGUUGUCUUCUUCAUCUUCUUCUUAGUUAUCUCUGACGUGCCAGAGAUAGAAGCGCAGGAUAGUAAGUGCUUGAGAGAAUACGGUGGCGAUGUUGGUUUCCGCUUCUGUGCGCCUCGGAUAUCUCCAACGUUUUGUUACACCAGAUGCCGUGAAAACAAGGGUGCUAAAGGUGGAAGAUGCCGUUGGGGACAAGGAACUAACGUUACGUGCUUGUGCGACUACUGCAACGAUAAACCCUGAUCACAGUUUCCAAAUGAUCGCUAAAUACACUAUUGCCGCAAACGCAGAUGCUAUGUUUGAAUAUUUUGGUUUGUGUAAUAGAUCUAGUGAUGAAUGUGAAUGGUCCUAAAAUAAAUGUAUGCUGAUGUAAUAUGAAACAAAGAAUAAUGUAAAAGUACGACUUUCUAUGUGUAAUAAAAAUAAGUUUGGUAAUA